Messenger RNA from Cottoperca gobio, 7495 nucleotides. RefSeq names its product clathrin, heavy chain a (Hc) (gene cltca). Gene Ontology annotation, cellular component: extracellular exosome; clathrin coat of coated pit; clathrin complex. Gene Ontology annotation, biological process: mitotic cell cycle; intracellular protein transport; clathrin coat assembly. The record is from RefSeq and is a predicted model, not a curated record. Gene Ontology annotation, molecular function: clathrin light chain binding; structural molecule activity. Lineage: Eukaryota; Metazoa; Chordata; Actinopteri; Perciformes; Bovichtidae. Bases 277 to 5205 code for a protein of 1642 amino acids. The transcript has 30 exons.
GAUGUUUUCUCUGCAGACCAACCUCCACCGCCAUUGCAGGUCCAGGGAGUCGGUGUAGCGGCAGUCAGUUGUUAGCCAGGGGAAGCCCGCAAGUAAACAGUUUAGGGACGAAUAAUAAAGUACCGUCACACUGACAGCUCGUUUUACACAAGGCUUAGAAUUAAUUAAUUGGGAUUUUAGACUAGAGGCCCCUGGCUGUCCGGCUAGGAUCAGAGAGAAGAAGCCGUAGUUUGUUAGCAUUAGAAGAAACCGGAGGAGAGUGAGAGAGGAACCGCCAUGGCUCAGAUACUGCCUAUUCGCUUUCAGGAGCACCUGCAGCUCCAAAACUUAGGGAUCAAUCCGGCCAACAUAGGCUUCAGCACCCUAACCAUGGAGUCGGAUAAGUUCAUCUGUAUCCGGGAGAAGGUGGGCGAACAGUCUCAGGUGGUGAUCAUUGACAUGGCAGACCCCAAUACACCUAUCCGCAGGCCCAUCUCAGCCGACAGCGCCAUCAUGAAUCCAGCCAGCAAAGUCAUUGCACUCAAAGACGCCUCCAAAACCCUUCAGAUCUUCAAUAUUGAGAUGAAGAGCAAGAUGAAGGCACACACCAUGACGGACGAUGUUACCUUCUGGAAGUGGAUCUCCCUUAACACAGUUGCACUUGUGACUGACAAUGCCGUCUACCACUGGAGCAUGGAGGGUGACUCGCAGCCUGUGAAAGUCUUCGACCGCCACUCCAGCCUGGCAGGCUGCCAGAUCAUCAACUACCGCACUGACGCCAAGCAGAAAUGGCUCCUGCUCAUCGGCAUCUCAGCCCAGCAAAACCGGGUGGUUGGAGCCAUGCAGCUCUAUUCUGUUGACAGAAAGGUUUCUCAGCCUAUUGAAGGCCAUGCUGCCAGCUUCGCCCAGUUCAAGAUGGAGGGGAAUACAGAGGAGUCAACUUUGUUCUGCUUCGCUGUCAGAGGGCAAGCUGGUGGGAAGUUGCAUAUCAUUGAAGUGGGGACCCCACCAACUGGCAACCAGCCAUUUCCAAAGAAAGCAGUGGAUGUGUUCUUUCCUCCAGAAGCCCAGAAUGACUUCCCUGUGGCCAUGCAGAUAAGCUCCAAACAAGAUGUGGUUUUCCUUAUUACCAAAUAUGGCUACAUUCACUUGUAUGACUUGGAGACAGGCACCUGCAUCUACAUGAACCGCAUCAGCGGAGAGACCAUCUUUGUUACUGCUCCACAUGAGGCCACCGCAGGCAUCAUCGGGGUUAACAGGAAGGGACAGGUGCUGUCAGUUUGUGUGGAAGAAGAAAACAUCAUCCCCUACAUCACUAACGUGCUCCAAAAUCCAGAUCUAGCACUCCGCCUAGCUGUCCGCAACAACCUCGCUGGUGGUGAAGAGCUCUUUGCACGCAAGUUCAACAACCUGUUUGCUGCCGGCAACUACUCAGAGGCUGCUAAGGUUGCUGCCAAUGCACCAAAGGGUAUCCUGCGAACCCCGGACACCAUUCGUCGCUUCCAGGGCGUUCCCACCCAGCCAGGCCAGACCUCUCCCUUGCUGCAGUACUUUGGUAUCCUGUUGGACCAGGGCCAACUCAACAAGUUUGAGUCCCUUGAGCUUUGCAGGCCUGUCCUCCAGCAGGGACGUAAGCAGCUCCUGGAGAAGUGGCUGAAGGAAGACAAGUUGGAGUGUUCGGAGGAGCUGGGUGACCUGGUGAAGGCAGUGGAUCCCACUUUGGCUCUCAGUGUCUACCUGAGGGCCAACGUCCCCAACAAAGUCAUCCAGUGCUUUGCAGAGACUGGUCAGUUCCCAAAGAUCGUCCUGUACGCCAAGAAGGUGGGCUACACUCCAGACUGGAUCUUUCUGCUCAGGAAUGUGAUGCGCAUCAACCCAGAACAAGGCCUGCAGUUUGCCCAGAUGCUGGUCCAGGAUGAAGAGCCGCUCGCUGACAUCACACAGAUCGUGGAUGUAUUCAUGGAGUACAACCUAAUCCAGCAGUGCACCUCGUUCCUCCUGGACGCACUGAAGAACAACAGACCCUCAGAAGGACCACUGCAGACUCGCCUGCUGGAGAUGAACCUGAUGCAUGCUCCACAGGUUGCAGAUGCUAUCCUGGGCAACCAAAUGUUCACCAACUACGAUCGUCCCCACAUCGCCCAGCUGUGUGAGAAGGCUGGACUCCUGCAAAGGGCGCUGGAGCACUACACCGACCUGUAUGACAUCAAGCGUGCUGUAGUGCACACACACCUGCUCAACCCAGAGUGGCUGGUGAACUACUUUGGCUCGCUCUCCGUGGAGGACUCUCUAGAGUGCCUCAGGGCCAUGCUGUCGGCCAACAUCCGCCAGAACCUGCAGAUCUGUGUCCAGGUGGCUUCCAAGUACCAUGAACAGCUCACUACACAGUCUCUCACUGAGCUCUUUGAGUCCUUCAAGAGCUUUGAAGGUCUGUUCUACUUCCUGGGCUCUAUUGUGAACUUCAGUCAAGACGCUGAAGUUCACUUCAAAUACAUCCAGGCCGCCUGCAAGACGGGCCAGAUCAAAGAGGUGGAGAGGAUCUGUAGAGAGAGCAACUGCUACGACCCUGAGCGCGUCAAGAACUUCCUCAAGGAAGCCAAACUCACUGAUCAGCUGCCACUCAUCAUCGUCUGUGACCGCUUUGACUUUGUCCACGACCUGGUCCUCUACCUGUACCGCAACAACCUGCAGAAAUACAUUGAGAUCUAUGUUCAGAAGGUGAAUCCCAGCCGUCUGCCUGUUGUGGUUGGUGGUCUCUUAGACGUUGACUGCUCAGAGGAUGUCAUCAAGAGCCUGAUCCUGGUCGUCAGGGGACAGUUCUCUACUGAUGAACUUGUCGCUGAGGUGGAAAAGAGAAACAGACUGAAGCUGCUGCUGCCCUGGCUGGAGUCUCGUAUCCACGAAGGCUGUGAGGAGCCCGCAACCCAUAAUGCUCUGGCUAAGAUCUACAUUGACAGCAACAACAAUCCUGAACGCUUCCUGAGGGAAAACCCGUUCUAUGACAGCCGUGUGGUGGGAAAGUAUUGCGAGAAGAGAGACCCCCACCUGGCCUGUGUGGCCUACGAGAGAGGACAGUGUGACCAGGAGUUGAUCAAUGUCUGCAAUGAGAAUUCCCUGUUCAAGAGCUUGUCUCGCUACCUGGUGCGCCGCAAAGACCCUGACCUGUGGGCCAGCGUGCUGCUGGAGAGCAACCCCUUCAGACGCCCACUCAUUGACCAGGUGGUGCAGACAGCACUGUCAGAAACCCAGGACCCAGAGGAGGUAUCCGUCACAGUCAAGGCCUUCAUGACCGCAGACUUGCCCAACGAGCUCAUUGAGCUGCUGGAGAAGAUUGUGUUGGACAACUCUGUCUUCAGUGAACACAGAAAUCUGCAGAACCUGCUGAUCUUAACCGCAAUCAAAGCUGACCGUACCCGUGUGAUGGAGUACAUCAGCAGGCUAGACAACUAUGACGCCCCCGAUAUCGCUAACAUUGCCAUCAGUAAUGAGCUCUUCGAGGAGGCCUUUGCCAUCUUCAAAAAGUUUGAUGUCAACACCUCAGCUGUGCAGGUGCUGAUCGAACAUAUUGGCAACCUGGACCGGGCCUAUGAGUUUGCAGAACGCUGCAAUGAGCCGGCUGUGUGGAGCCAGCUGGCUAAGGCUCAACUACAGAAGGACUUAGUUAAAGAGGCCAUCGACUCCUACAUCAAAGCCGACGAUCCCUCUGCAUACAUGGAGGUGGUACAGGCUGCUGAUAAGAGCGGUAACUGGGAGGACCUGGUCAAAUUCCUCCAGAUGGCUCGUAAGAAGGCCCGAGAGUCCUACGUGGAGACUGAGCUCAUCUUUGCCUUGGCCAAAACCAAUCGCCUGGCUGAACUGGAAGAGUUCAUCAACGGACCUAACAAUGCUCACAUCCAACAGGUUGGUGACCGCUGCUAUGAUGAGAAAAUGUAUGAUGCUGCUAAGCUGCUCUACAACAACGUCUCCAACUUUGGUCGUCUGGCUUCAACUCUGGUGCACCUCGGGGAGUACCAGGCUGCUGUGGACGGCGCCCGAAAGGCCAACAGCACCCGCACCUGGAAAGAGGUGUGCUUCGCCUGCGUGGACGGAAAGGAGUUCCGACUUGCCCAGAUGUGCGGUCUCCACAUCGUGGUGCACGCUGACGAGCUGGAGGAGCUGAUCAACUACUAUCAAGACCGCGGUUACUUUGAGGAGCUGAUCACCAUGCUGGAGGCCGCCCUGGGCCUUGAGCGCGCUCACAUGGGGAUGUUCACGGAGCUGGCCAUCCUUUAUUCCAAGUUCAAGCCCCAGAAGAUGAGGGAGCAUCUGGAGCUCUUCUGGUCCAGAGUUAACAUCCCGAAGGUCCUGAGAGCAGCUGAGCAGGCUCACCUGUGGGCCGAGCUGGUCUUCCUCUACGACAAGUACGAGGAGUUCGACAACGCCAUCAUCACCAUGAUGAACCACCCAACAGAUGCCUGGAAGGAGGGACAGUUCAAAGACAUAAUCACCAAGGUGGCCAACGUGGAGCUGUACUACAAAGCCACACAGUUCUAUCUGGAGUUCAAGCCCUUGUUACUGAAUGAUUUGCUCAUAGUGCUUUCCCCCAGACUGGACCACUCCCGUGCUGUCAACUUCUUCAGCAAGGUGAAACAGCUGCCUCUGAUCAAACCCUACCUGCGGUCAGUACAGAACCACAACAACAAAUCAGUCAAUGAAGCACUUAAUAACCUCUUCAUCACAGAGGAGGACUAUCAGGCACUGAGGACAUCAAUAGAUGCCUACGACAACUUUGACAACAUCACCCUGGCCCAGCGCUUGGAGAAGCACGAGCUGAUUGAGUUCAGGAGAAUCGCUGCUUACCUCUUCAAGGGCAACAACCGAUGGAAACAGAGUGUGGAGCUCUGCAAGAAGGACAAGCUCUAUAAGGAUGCCAUGCAGUAUGCGUCAGAGUCCAAGGACAUCGAGCUGGCAGAGGAGCUGCUGUCCUGGUUCCUACAGGAGGACAAGAAAGAGUGCUUCGCAGCCUGCCUGUUCACCUGCUAUGACCUGCUGCGACCCGACGUGGUGCUGGAGACCGCCUGGAGGCACAACAUCAUGGACUUUUCUAUGCCAUACUUCAUUCAGGUCAUGAGGGAGUAUCUCAGCAAGGUUGAUGCAGUUAAGGAACAGGUGAAAGCUAAAUGCUCUGUUUUGAUCUCAAAGUAUUUAGCUCAGAAGACGGCGGCCUUCGAGUGUGCAUGGUUUUAGCUGCACUCUCACUUUGACACAGUCACUGAGACAUCUUUCAAGCUGACAUUGAAGUUGUUUGGGAACUUUUUUAGAUAUGUAGUAUAAUAAUAAAAAAGUUUGUCUGAGGAAAAUCAACUGCUGCCAUCUGCUGCCAGAACAGAGGAUUGAAGAUUUCUUAUUGACAUCAGACACAGCUUGACAUCUGGCAUUAACAAGCAUGCAAUAUCAGUUAUCAGAAGAAAAAAACCAAACGGGUGUGAUUGUAUAAUAAUUGACCUGAUGGGCAUCUGAGCUACGGUGCCUCUGUAAGGGAACAGAGUAAACCUCAACAUGUUAAUCUAGUCAGGAAACGCUUGCAAAUCAAACUGGCUUCAGGAUGGGAUAGUAAUGCAUGUGGGUCGGAAACAAGUGGUCCGUUUUUAAGGACAUAUAGUACAAGAGAAAAACACACGCUGCCAUCUCUGAGUGAGAAAUGCUUGUAACCGAGCUAACUCGUAGAUGAUGACAACAUAAGAUGCAUUGUUGUGCCAGUUGUGAGGGGACUGGUUUGCUUCUUUCCCCUGUUUAAAGAACUAUGAACCAGCAGCAGACUGCAACAGAGAUUAUACCCAAAGUCCCAAAUCAAAUAAAACAAUAUACCCUGGGGAGUUUGUUGGAGAAAAUGCACUACACACAGUAUCUUUAAUCAUGUUAAAUAUCGGCUUUACCGUGAAUUCAUCAUUUAGUUUGACACGGUGGAGAAGCUUCAACAAGUAUAAUACAUUCUCUGCAACUUCACUCAAGAGUGCAUUUUCCUCUAGGGCUGGGCGAUAUGGGUUAUAAAUAAUAUCUCAAAAUGUUCCGGCUAUGCCGUGAUGUAUGAUAUAUCCCAACAUUUUCUCAUAGAGAACUAUUUGGAUGAAACUUUCCUGUCCAACUUAUCUGUAUUUAGAGGGAACACAUGGGAUGUUUUAGAGGGUUGGGGAGAAUGUCCUGAUAUUGUCUGAGUGCCACUAUGAGGUGGUCUAUUACCAUUUUGAAGUGAAAUUGGUCUGAGGACACAGGAAGUUUCUCAAUGAGAACCUGGUGUGGUGUACUUUUAAAGUCAGAUGGGACUUUGGAAAUAUAUUCUUAUCAAGUUUGACUAAUAGUUCACACAAUUGAAAUUGAAACUUUCUCCUAAAUACUGAUUGCAGGCAGUAGAUUAUUUUUAUUUUCAUUCAUUUUAUUAUUUACUCAUUUUGUGUUAUUUAUAUAUUAUUUGUUUAUUAUGAAAGACAGACGGACUGACUUAUUGAAUGCAUGAACGUGAAACUUCUGUCACGACUGGAAGUUUUAUUGUGAUGUCAGUUCUUACACGCGAGAGAAGCGAAACGUCAAAGUGAGUCUCGUACUGGUGGCUUAAAGAAAUGAUGCGGCAAUUUGCUCUUAAAGUUUGCCAUAUUGUCAUUUACUACAUCCCACAAAGAACAAGCCGCAAUACAUUGAGUAUAUUGGAUAUAUCGCCCACCCCUCAUUUCCCCACAGAUAACAGAUAUUCACACUGCACACUGUAUGUUUGUGUUUGUGAACCAGCUGGUUAAAGGAUUAAAGCAUGCGUGAACACUUCUCUUGCUGAUUCGUAACAGCAGGCUGCCGGUUGUGCCUGGCUUCCUGUAGAAAGCCUUGAGCUGUGGAGGGAGCGCCUGACCUGAGACUCACCAUCUCCUCCCUCCCAAACUGCAUCUCCGUGCUGCAGCCUCUUACUUACUGCCAGCGGUGUAACACUUGGAGCAUGUUUCUGUUUACGGUGGAGCUUCAAACUUAAUUUAAAGAGCUACGGUUUUUCUAAAGAGGCAUGGAGAAACUGAAUGAUAAAUGCAUACAUACAAGACGUGAAGUGCACUGCUGAGCAAGCCUCUACUUUAACUGUAAAUAUAACCUGCAUCCAGGUGCUGCUGCUUCCCCCCGAGCACCAGUACAUUUUGCUCCUUGCUGCAUCUGACUUGCUGCCUGUUCUUUUUUUCUUCAUGUAUUUACAUUAUUGGCUGCUAUUAUUGUUACGGUCGGACAGGCCACCCUGACAGAACAGAGGAGUUUUUAUUAUUAUUAUUUACAGCACUGGUUCAAUCGCCUAAAAUACUUGUACCUGACAGUUGGGUUCUGUUUUGUCGUGCUACUGUGUGACCUCUGCUUGGCGUGGCGGACCACAUGAACAUCCUUUGUCAGAAAUGUUGUCACAGAUUAGUUAACAAAUAUAUAUAUAUAUAUAUAUGUAACUGUCGUUUGUUCUUUUACUUGUUUAGUAUGUUUUUUACCCGUUAGGUGUUGUGGCUUUGCUCUAAAUGCU